GCAAUGACGCGGCUCGGGGUCUUCGGGAGGCCGAGGCGGAGCGAGAGGGAUCGAUAUCCCUUGAAUCCGAUGGAUGGUUUCCGGAGGCGCUGCACGAGUCCUUCUUCUUUAUGGAGGAGCGGCGUCAGCUGCGACAAGCCAAGGGGAGGUUAAUGGCGCGCGGGGUUUGCUCUGCCAUUUCGGAGGUGGCCAUGUUUCUAGGCUUUUCCCUUUACGGCCUGGCUGCUUUGCGGACACAACUCUUCGGGAACCCACAGCAGGACAUUGGUUACCUGGCGCUGCCAAUCCUUGUGACGAUCUGUGCGGUGGCAUUCACACUGAACAGGACGAUCGCCAACAAGGACAAUGUGGCCUCUCUUUGGGCAAAGACUUGGAUUAUGCUCUUGGUGGUCUGGGAGCUCUGGCUUUGGCCUGAAACUCGAUCAGGCCCCUGGCGUGAAGAGCCCUGGAUGACGGAUGAUGAGAAGGUGGUGCUGUCGGUGUUCUUGAGUCUGGAAGCCAUCACUCUACUGGCCUGGAUUUGGAUCUACAAAGUUUAUCCUUUCCUGGUGAAAUAUUGCCACCAGAAGUUUGCUCUCCGAUGCUUCUGGCGAAUACGUCCAGCAGACACUGGGGAGGGCUACAGUUACUUGCCGUAUGGCUGGACCAGUCUGUCCCGCCGCGAGUUCAGAUAUAGAGGGGACAAGGACGAGAAUGGACGACCCCAUGGCUUCGGUGAGUGGCAAGACAACUCGUAUCAUGGUGAGGUCUUGAAUGGCACCUGGCAACAUGGUCAGCCUGUGGUUCCCUUUGUGUCCAGGUGUUUUGGCUCUGGUGCCAUCUCGCGAGGAUUGAAGACCGGCUACGGGACAAAGCGCCUGGAAGGCCUGUCGGAGCUACAUUGGACGCGCGAGCGAACAGAGACCUUCUUGUUCGGCACCUGUGGGGUGGAAUGUUCAGCUUCAGGAGCCUUCCUGGCCCAUUUGCCCCAGCUGUUUGAAUACCACCAGAAGACCUUUCCCCAUGCAGAGCAGAUGGUGCAUGACCUUCAAUCCACUGCAGGAUCAGAGACAAGGGACGCUCGGGACGCCAACUCCACAGCCCGAAUGUCCUUUCUGGCGACGCCUGCGGAUUCGGUGUUGGUUUUCGUUCACGGAUACAACUGUCCCAUUGACUGGGCUUGCAUGCGCUUGGGCCAGCUGAUGACUUUGGGCAACUUCGGCUCCAGCGUGUUGCCCUUGGUGUUCUCUUGGCCUACAGGACGCAUUCCCUCCUUCUUCCAAGUGCGAAAGCAGCUCGUGGACUUCGCCCCCGACUUGGCGGAAUUCCUUGCGUGCCUGCGACGGGCUGGAGUGAAGGAAAUGCAUCUCAUGGCCCAUUCCAUGGGCUGUGAACUGGUGACUGCUGCGCUGGAGCAUUUGGAACGGCUGAACCAGGAGGGUGGCAGUCAACCACUCGUCAAGACCAUCUCUUUCUGCAAUGCCUCUUGUCCUCUUUCGGACUUUGAGCAACCCAUGUUGAGCCGCAUCAUGGGCAUCUGUGAGCGCUUGACCUUGUACGUGGAUCGUGACGACUUCGCCCUAUGGGCUUUGGAGUUGCUAGCGCGAACGAAAGUGCUGGGUUGCCAUACAGAGCCGUUUCCACUGGUCAGCCCAUGCCCAGGUGGCGACGUCGAGUUACCAUCCUGGCGUCCCUCCCAGGAGGACCCGGAGGACCCGGCAACGUCGCUGGCGGCGCUGCGGCCGCGCAUUGAUGUGGUGGACUGUAGCUCCAUGGAUGCGAACGUCAAUGGCAUGCGCCAUGGUUACUUUGAUCUGAAUACAAACUUGGUGGCAGACUUAAAGGAAUUGAUUGUGGAUCAGAAACGAGCAGCUCAGAGGAGCCGCUUGCUCCGCAUCUAUUCUGAUCCAAAUUACAACGUGUUUUCCUUCCUGGCUCCGCCGGUCUUCGUGACGUACUGAGACCGGCCAGCGAAAAAGCUUGGAGGUUUCACCAUCGACAUAUGGACCAUUCAAAAUAGGCUGGUUG
Messenger RNA from Cladocopium goreaui, 2007 nucleotides. The record is from the annotation of a GenBank genome assembly. Lineage: Eukaryota; Dinophyceae; Suessiales; Symbiodiniaceae.